Molecule: messenger RNA, 1457 nt
Organism: Motacilla alba alba
Lineage: Eukaryota; Metazoa; Chordata; Aves; Passeriformes; Motacillidae
Product: 1-acyl-sn-glycerol-3-phosphate acyltransferase alpha-like
Exons: 8
Coding region: 129-1457 (442 amino acids)
Biological process (GO): phosphatidic acid biosynthetic process
Cellular component (GO): membrane; endoplasmic reticulum
Molecular function (GO): 1-acylglycerol-3-phosphate O-acyltransferase activity
Source: RefSeq, a predicted model, not a curated record
GCGAGGAGGCGGGGCCUCGCGCGCGGUUGGAGGCGUUGAUUGGCCGAGCGCGCUGUCGAUCACAGACGCGGCUUCCGGCGGCGGGACGGGCCCGCGCCGCCGCCGCAGCCGCCGCCCCUCCCGGCGCCAUGGAGGUGACGGUGGGCACGGCGGCGCUGGCGCUGGCGCUGCUGCUGCUGCCGCUGCUCUACGAGCGCUGCGGCUCCUUCCGCUUCUUCUGCAAGAUGGGCUUCUACAACGGCUGGAUCCUGCUGCUGGCGCUGCUGGCCAUCCCCCUGUGCGCCCUCAGGGGCCGCGACGUCGAGAACAUGAAGAUCAUCCGGGGGCUGAUGCAGCACGUCAAGCGGCUCUACGGCAUCCGCAUGGUGGUCAGGGGCGCGCAGCACUUCCCCCCGCGGCAGCCCUACGUGGUGGUGAGCAACCACCAGAGCUCGCUCGACCUGCUGGGGAUGAUGGAGGUGCUGCCCGACCGCUGCGUGCCCAUCGCCAAGCGCGAGCUGCUCUACAUGGGCGCCGUGGGCGUCGUCUGCUGGCUGGGGGGCAUCAUCUUCAUCGACCGCAAGAGGACGCACGACGCCAUCAGCGUCAUGGCCGAGGCCGCGCACACCAUGCUCAGCCAGGACGUGCGCGUGUGGGUGUUCCCCGAGGGCACGCGCAACCACAGCGGCUCCAUGCUGCCCUUCAAGCGCGGCGCCUUCCACCUGGCCGUGCAGGCCCAGGUCCCCGUGGUCCCCAUCGUCAUCUCGUCCUACCAGCACUUCUACAGCAAACGCGAGCGCAGGUUCACCGCCGGCCGCUGCGUGAUCCAGGUGCUGCCGCCGCUGCCCACGCGGGGCCUGGGCGCGGCCGACGUGCCGGCGCUGACGGAGCGCGUGCGCGCCGCCAUGCUGGACGCCUUCGAGGCGCUCUCGGCCGAGCUGCGGCCCCAGAGUGACCACCCGAGUGACCACGGCAGUGACCACACGAGUGACCAGAGGAGUGACCACACUGACCACACGAGUGACCACCGGAGUGACUGCUGGAGUGACCAGCGGAGUGACCACACGAGUGACCACCCAAGUGACCCGCGGAGUGACCACGGGAGUGACCACCUGAGUGACCACACAAGUGACCAUGGGAGUGACCAUCAGAGUGACCACAGGAGUGACCGCAGGAGUGACCACGGGAGUGACCACACGAGCGACUGCACGACUGACCACGGGAGUGACCAGCAGAGUGACCACACGAGUGAUCACCCAAGUGACCAGCGGAGUGAUCCAUGGAGUGACCGUCUGAGUGACCAUUGGAGUGACCAUCAGAGUGACCCGCGGAGUGACCCACACAGCCCCAGAGCCCCGAGUGACCCCUGGAGUGACCCCCGGAGUGACCCCUGGAGUGACCAGCACAGCCCCACGGCCGCCCAGAGUGACCGCAGCGCCCCACAGAGCCCUGGAGUGACCCCCGGUGUCCGGCAGUGA